UGCAAAAGUAAUGAAAAAAGUUGUUUAUUCAAUGAGCUCAUCAACAAUCUCCAGUAAUUAUUAAAUUCUUGGUGUUUCGAUAUGGCAUCAAUUACGUGCAAUAUUAUCCCAAAUACUAGAUAUCAAAUUUACGGCCAAUUAUCACCUCUUUAUCACAACCCCAAGUCAUCAUUCAUUAAUAAUAUUGAUGGAAGGAAAACCGUCUUGGCGCGAUAUUCAAACGUUCAAGAGCCUUCUUCAACUGGCGCUGUUGGACUGGCUGUCAAACAAAACGACUCUUUCCCAGGGAAGGCAGAGGCUGAUGUGGUAGUGAUUGGGAGCGGAAUUGGGGGACUAUGCUGUGCUGGACUUCUAGCAAGGUACCAACAAGAUGUUAUUGUUUUAGAAAGCCAUGACAUACCAGGAGGAGCUGCACACUCUUUCGAGAUUAAAGGCUACAAAUUCGACUCCGGUCCCUCUUUGUUCUCUGGCUUUCAAUCAAGGGGUCUUCAAGCCAAUCCUCUUGCCCAAGUUCUAGAUGCGCUUGGUGAGAGAAUUCCUUGUGCCACUUAUGAUUCAUGGAUGGUCUACGUUCCAGAAGGCGAGUUCUUGUCGCGCAUUGGCCCCACGGAGUUCUUCAAGGACCUUGAGAAACAUGCAAGUCCAAAUGCUGUUCUAGAAUGGCAAAAGCUGCUGGAUGCAGUUCUUCCACUGUCAGCGGCUGCGAUGGCUCUGCCUCCUCUGGCCAUUAGAGGUGACUUAGGAGUCCUUUCAACUGCUGCAGUCAGAUACACCCCCUCACUCCUUAAAUCUUUCCUCCAAAUGGGACCCCAGGGAGCUCUUGGCGCGACAAAGCUGCUACGACCGUUCUCAGAAAUUGUCAACUCGUUGGGAUUGAAAGACCCCUUUAUAAGGAAUUGGGUGGACUUGUUGUCCUUCUUGCUUGCUGGGGUGAAAUCUAAUGGUAUACUCUCAGCAGAGAUGAUUUACAUGUUUGCAGAGUGGUACAAGCCAGGUUGCUGCCUUGAGUACCCUCUCCAUGGAAGUGCGGCUGUUGUUGAUGCUCUUGUAAGGGGAUUGCAGAAGUUUGGGGGACAACUUUCUCUGCGAAGCCAUGUAGAUAAAGUCGUCGUUGAAAAUGGCCGAGCAACUGGGGUCAAGCUAAGAAGCGGUCAAUUCAUACGUGCUAAAAAGGCUGUUGUCAGUAAUGCAUCCAUGUGGGACACUCUAAAACUAUUGCCUAGAGAUGUUCUUCCUAAGUCAUACGUAGAUGGCGUGAACGCGACCCCACAAUGUGACUCAUUCAUGCAUCUCCAUUUGGGCUUUGAUUCAGAGGGAAUAAGAGAUGACUUGGGGAUUCAUCAUAUUGUUGUAAAUGAUUGGAAUAGAGGAGUAGAUGCUGAUCAGAAUGUCGUACUGAUAUCUGUACCUAGCGUACUGAGUCCUGACCUUGCGCCACCUGGGAAACAUGUGCUGCACGCUUAUCUGCCAGGAACUGAGCCUUAUGAACUUUGGAAAGGACUUGAUCGGCGCAGUGCUGAAUACAAAAAUCUUAAAUCCAAAAGAUCGGAGGUUAUGUGGCGGGCAGCGGAACGUGCACUUGGUCCAGGGUUUAGCCGUGAAAAGUGCGAGGUCAAGCUGGUUGGAUCUCCAUUGACACAUGAAAGGUUUCUUAGAAGACACAGAGGAACAUAUGGGCCAGCCAUUGAAGCUGGUAAAGGCUCCUUUCCUGGACAUUCAACUCCCAUCCCACAACUUUACUGUUGUGGGGAUUCUACUUUUCCUGGCAUUGGAGUCCCUGCAGUUGCUGCUAGUGGCGCCAUUGUUGCCAAUUCACUCGUUUCCGUGUCUCAACACUCCCAACUUCUCGAUGCCAUUGGAAUCUGAAGUGCACGUUAUAAUCUUUUGUUUUUUGAAUUUGAAGACAGAGAAAUUUGAAUUCUGGACCCCAACGUAAGAGAUAGGUGCAUAAUUAUCACUAAGCUUGAAAUUAUUCAAUCUUUCCAUUCCAUUUUCUAUUCAACUGUGAAAUUGUAUUCGGUACAUUUGUUCAAAUGGAAAUCAUAAGGAUGCUCUGUCCAACAAUCUAGCAUCAUUUU
Morus notabilis is the source of this 2078-nucleotide messenger RNA. Its product is annotated as prolycopene isomerase, chloroplastic. Gene Ontology annotation, biological process: carotenoid metabolic process. NCBI's taxonomy places the organism in Eukaryota, Viridiplantae, Streptophyta, Magnoliopsida, Rosales, Moraceae. The transcript has 10 exons. The record is from RefSeq and is a predicted model, not a curated record. Bases 82 to 1866 code for a protein of 594 amino acids. Gene Ontology annotation, molecular function: oxidoreductase activity.